Molecule: messenger RNA, 1920 nt
Organism: Dreissena polymorpha
Lineage: Eukaryota; Metazoa; Mollusca; Bivalvia; Myida; Dreissenidae
Product: mucin-5AC-like
Exons: 9
Coding region: 131-1516 (461 amino acids)
Biological process (GO): homophilic cell-cell adhesion
Cellular component (GO): cell-cell junction; membrane
Molecular function (GO): calcium ion binding
Source: RefSeq, a predicted model, not a curated record
GUCACAACAUUAGUUUUCUUUAAAGUCCUGGAAACUGCGUACGUGACUUUUGAUGGUUACCUUUAGUAUAAAUUGACAAUCAGCGCCAUGCUUCUGUCACAUUUAGUAUUUGAUCUGUGAUCAACUAACCAUGAGUGGAUUGACAGGAUUCCUUGUGAUACACUGCUUGUUGCAGUACUCAGAUGGCGCCGUGACCUUCACAAAACCAACGGGAGUAGUGGCACAAGUGGGAGAUCAAACAGUUACAGUAAGCGUGUUGGAAACGAGUGUGGACUCAGCCACACUUUUCACUGUGGAGGCAACGACUGAUCAGGCCGGAAGUGUUACAUUUGCAUUUGCUGCUGAUGGGAAUCCAGACUCGAUUGCUAGUUCUACAAUCACAGCCGGAGCUGUGAAACUGGCAGCCUCUAAAACCUUAGACAAGGAAAUGAAAUCAUUAUACACGUUCAAAAUAACCGGCACCGAUAGUGCGUCGACUACUGCAACUUUAACAGUCACCCUAACUGUGACAAACAAGCUGGAGUUUGCAAAGACAAGCUACGCAGUUUGUGUAGCUGAAGCCACUGUUGCAGGGACUGUGCUUGGGACCUACACAGCAGUUGAUGCUGUUUCAGGAACAGACAACGUAGCCUACAGUAAUGCCCCUAGUACUGACCUGACUGUGGACGCCUCAACUGGCGCGCUCAAGGUUGCGACGGGCAAGACACUGACAAGCGCGCAAACUGGCGGCUACACCACAACGAUAACUGCAACCGCUGCGACUGUGAGCGGUUCUUCGGCCCCCGGUACUACUGAAGUGAAGGUCACGGUCGGAGGGUGUAGCGGAGCUGAAGGGGCAAUAACAUUUUCAUCCCCGAGCCCAACCACAAUUUCCGCCUUCGUCGAAACCAGCACCGCGGGCACUGCUCUUUUUACCGUAACAGCUACAGGUGGCACAGCUUCUUAUACAUACUCAUUUGUUACUGCUGACGGUAACCCAAGCGGUAUUGCUGCAAUAGAUGCAUCAACCGGCGAAGUAACCCUUGCAACAUCGAAGACGAUCGAUUACGAAACAAAUACACAGCUUGUUUUCAAAGUAGUGGCUGUUGACAGUGCUUCUACAAAGAAAACAGCGACGGUGACGGUAACUCUUUCAGUAAAGAACAUGCUUGAGUUUUCGGCAGCUACGUAUGCAGCCUGCUUCAACGAGGGAGCUACAGCAGGUACCGUUAUUGGGACGUUCACUGUACAGGAUGCUGUAGCAAAUACGGAUGCCGUAACAUACAGCAAUACACCUUCUACUGACCUUGCUGUGGACUCCUCAACUGGUGCGCUCAAGGUUGCGACGGGCAAGACACUGACUAGUGCGACAUCUGGCGGAUACUCGACAACAAUCACUGCAGACUCUGGAGCGAAUACAGCUGCCUCAGUGGAUGGUACAACGGUGGUGACAGUCACCGUCUGCAGCGGAGCUGGACCAAUCCAGUUCAUGGCUAUCUUGCUACUGAUCCCACUUCUGCUUACUCGUAUUUUUUAGUUCAUAAACGAAAAUAAAUAAAACACAUAGACUCGAUUAAUUUAUUGGGUAAAUUGUUGAAGAUAACAUGAGUAUCAUACUAGUGUGCAGUUGAUAAAUUUAAUUUGCCAAAAUAAAACAUGGACUUUUGCAUGAAUGAUUCAAAUAACCGUCACAUGUACAGUGAAUGCCAUCAUAUACUUUGACAAAUAUAAAUAAAAAAUGCAGAUGCUUUUGAUUCAAUAUAUAUUAUUACUCUGAACAUUGUUUUUUUUCACAUUUCUUGUAGUUUGUCUAUAGUAAAAAUGUGCAGUCAUGAAUCGUCCCUCUAUGAAAUACCUGUUGGUACUCGAUAUUUUGGGAUGAUAUUGUUUGUACCUUUACCUCUUUUGAUUGCUUUCCGAAAUAAAGUUUAUCUUGAUUUU